AUGCAGCCUGGUGUUGAAAAAGCCGUAAAUUCGCAAUCGUCGAAAAUUCCUUUUUCUGCCAGCCCAAUCGUCGGGGUACAUGUACGUCGAGAUGACAAGCUAUUGAAGGAAGCGAAAUUUCAUACGGUAGAGGAAUACAUGACAUGGGCAGACAUCUACUUUCAGAUUCAAGAUCGACUCUUAAAGACCAAUGUCACGCGUCGUGUGUACGUAGCGUCCGACGACUCAAGGGUCCUGCCUCAAAUCAAGAAAAUGUACCCAAACUAUGAGGUAUACGGCAAUGUCCACUUCGCCGAAGCCGCCAAGAGUCGUUACAAUGAGCGAUCGCUCAGCGGACUUCUGAGUGAUGUGAUGAUGCUCAGCAAAUGCGACUACCUCGUUUGCACGUUCUCUAGCCACUUAAUGCCGUUUUGGGCGUACGAGCUUCAUUGCAAGUCAGACGUGGAAUGCUGCCAGAAGAAAAUCUACAUUUUUGCUGAAGACUACUAUCUUCGGCAUGGACGAUACGUUAAGCCCUAUCACGACUACUAUUAUCCAACAGUCAUGUUAGGCUGGCAACCCUUCAACCGCCACAUAUUUGACCCGUCGAUUUCCCAAGUAAUAUCCGAGAACGAUCACAUCGCUAUCGAAAGUCACUCCGCACAGGAUGAUACUGAAAUUAGCCUACGAGUAGGAGAUUUGAUUAGUGUGCGAAAGAAUCAACAUGAUGGAUAUGCGGUGGGAUUCAAUAAGAGAUCGGGGAAGAGAGGAAUAUUCCCUCUCUAUAAG
Ostertagia ostertagi is the source of this 768-nucleotide messenger RNA. NCBI's taxonomy places the organism in Eukaryota, Metazoa, Nematoda, Chromadorea, Rhabditida, Trichostrongylidae. The record is from the annotation of a GenBank genome assembly.